Molecule: messenger RNA, 1617 nt
Organism: Aedes albopictus (Asian tiger mosquito)
Lineage: Eukaryota; Metazoa; Arthropoda; Insecta; Diptera; Culicidae
Exons: 2
Coding region: 1-1617 (538 amino acids)
Source: RefSeq, a predicted model, not a curated record
AUGAAAAAAUCCGGCUCGAAGGUCAGUGGUGCGCGAUCGUCGGGUAAACAAAGUGCCGUGCAAACGAAUUUCGUGGACAAUUCCGCAAAUGACUACAGUGAUGCGAAAACCGAUGUGCGCGAGGUGUGUUCGGAAAACACCAUUUCGGACAAUGCGAAAAUUUGGAUGAAAGUGCGCGUGAAUGGAAUACCGAUGCGUUUCGAGGUGGACACGGGAUCGCCCGUCACCAUCGUGAGUGCGAACUGCUGGAAACAAAUGUUCCAGGAAGCGAAACUGCGGCAAUGCGAUACGAAUCUCGUGAGCUAUUGCAAUACGAACAUUGACGUGCUCGGGAUAAUGGACGCUCGUGUCGAAUACGAUGGACAGAACUCGCAGUUACCAUUGUACGUCGUGAAUUCGGAAAAACAUCCGUUGAUCGGGCGCGAAUGGUUGAGUCGUCUGUCGGUCGAUUGGAAUGUGCUGCUGCGGAAGGACUACUCGGUGAACGAGAUACGGGGAAGUACUUCGGGAAGCAACUGCGGUGCUUCGAAUAAUGCUGCUGAUUCUGCUGCCGCCGUGAAGGAGGUUCUGCAAAAGUUUCCGAGGGUAUUCGAGGAUUCCAUCGGAAAGAUCUCCCGUGUCCAAGCCAACUUGCCGCUGAAGAGUGAUGCCCGUCCUGUCUUCCUGAAGGCGCGUAAAAUCCCGUUCAACUUGCAGAGUGUGGUCGAUGCUGAACUAGACAAGCUAGUUGCGGAGGGAGUUCUCACCAAGAAAUCCAACAACCGGGUGCGCAUCUGCGGCGAUUACAAACAAACCGUCAACCCCAACCUUGUGGUGGACAGGCACCCACUUCCUACGGUGGACGAGCUUUUCGCCUCGCUCGCUGGUGGGAAGAGAUUCAGCAAAAUCGACCUGGUGCAGGCAUACCUGCAGAUGGAAGUUGCUCCAGAAGAUCGCGAAAUCCUCACACUGAGCACCCAUCGCGGUCUGUACCGACCAAACCGCCUCAUGUACGGGGUGGCAUCUGCGCCAGCCAUUUGGCAGCGACAAAUGGAGGCUUUGCUGCAAGGAAUCGAGGGUGUCAGCGUGUUCCUAGUCGACAUUAAGGUAACUGGACCUGAUUACGAGACUCAUUUGCGCCGAUUGGAGGAAGUUUUGCGUCGUCUGGAGGAGAAUGGCAUCCGAGUCAACCGAGACAAGUGCGAAUUUUUUGCGGAGAAGAUAGAAUACUGCGGAUACCUCAUCGACGAAGAGGGGAUCCACAAGAUCCAGAAAAAAGUGGACGCUAUCCAGGAUAUGCGAAGGCCGGAGAACAAGGACGAGGUACGCUCCUUUGUAGGUCUCAUCAACUACUACGGUCGAUUUUUCCGGGAUCUGAGUACCGUUCUCUAUCCUCUCAACAACCUGCUGAAGAACGAGGUACCGUUUGAGUGGAGCAAACAGUGCGAGAAGUCUUUUCAAGCGGUGAAGAGGCAAAUGCAAGCGGAAACCUGCCUCGUUCACUAUUCCCCCGAAUUGCCUUUGGUGCUGGCCACCGACGCUUCGCCAUACGGCGUGGGAGCCGUACUGAGCCACAUCUACCCAGAUGGCUCGGAACGCCCGAUCCAUUUUGCCUCACAAACGCUGAACCGUACUUAG